Molecule: messenger RNA, 958 nt
Organism: Pristis pectinata (smalltooth sawfish)
Lineage: Eukaryota; Metazoa; Chordata; Chondrichthyes; Rhinopristiformes; Pristidae
Gene: sdhaf3
Product: succinate dehydrogenase complex assembly factor 3
Exons: 2
Coding region: 220-597 (125 amino acids)
Biological process (GO): succinate metabolic process; mitochondrial respiratory chain complex II assembly
Cellular component (GO): mitochondrial intermembrane space; mitochondrion
Source: RefSeq, a predicted model, not a curated record
CGAAUUGGCCGGGAAAAUCUCUCCACCAAGCACCACGUUUGUCAUCAUGCCCUGGCAGUUCCCUUGAAGGAGGUGCGGGAUGGUAGGGUUAUGUAACGACUCACUCCUAUCCCCAGGAACAAACGGCAAUGCAGUGGGAAGGAUAUUAGGGUUGCACCCCGACGGGAAGAUUAUACAACCCAGGCGGCGGGACCCCAGCAACCGUUGCCCGGGCGACACAUGGCGGGGGCUCCCACCGCGCGAGUGCGCGCGCUCUACAAGCGGUUGCUGCGCCUCCACCGCCGGUUACCUAGCGACCUGCGCGUCCUGGGCGACCAGUACGUCAAGGACGAGUUCAGGAGGCACAAAGUGGCCGGAGCGUCGGAAGCGGCGAGGUUCAUGGAGCAGUGGCAGGCAUAUGCAGAUGUACUACAGACACAGGUUUUGGAGAGUGCGAUGCAUCCAAUGCAGAAGGUUCAAUAUGGAGCCAGUCUGACGACAAAUGAAUUGCAAGACUUUAAUGAAGCACAAGUUGGACAACUGUAUGAACUGAUGCAGGAAGCCACAAAACCUAAUUACCAGUUCAAUAUUGAAAAUGACCCCCAUCACAAGAAGUAAUUUAGCAAGUACCGCAACAGGAAGAACAUAACUAUAAAAAUGAAUCUUUUAUCUUCUUGCUGUUGUUAGAAAUAAUUAUCUAAAAACUUAAGAAUGUUAAACAUUGCUACAUAUAGAAAAAACAAUGAGCCCACUUUAGCCAAAAUGAUAAACAGAGCUUCACAGUAUUUAUUUCAGCAAAAUACUCAAACAUAAAUGGGUUUCUAAUAAAAUCCUAAACAUUCAAACAAUUCUUCUGUAAAACUGGCAAAAUCAUUAGUCUGAUUUUGUGUAAGAAACAAAUUUUUGUGACAUUUGAUGCACUUUUGCAAUUUGUAAUCUGGAAAGAAGUACGUAACGAAUAAACUUCAUUCAAUUAUCA